Molecule: messenger RNA, 1893 nt
Organism: Macrosiphum euphorbiae (potato aphid)
Lineage: Eukaryota; Metazoa; Arthropoda; Insecta; Hemiptera; Aphididae
Source: the annotation of a GenBank genome assembly
AUGGUGACGAGUUUUCUAGUCAAUAUUAUUGAAUCUGACGAAAUAAAUACAUCAGAGUACUUUUCGUAUACGCCUUAUGGAGUUGGCAGGGGUAUACAAUAUGAAGGGUUGGGGCCAGUUAGAUUAAUAGGGGCUCAAUACAAUCUUUUAAUGUUUUACUCAUUAAAGGAAUAUAACACGAAAUAUGAACUAUUGGGGGAAAAAAUUAAAAAUAUAACAAAUUUAUGUACUGACCAAAAACAUCAAGAUUUAUGUGGGAAAUAUCAAUUAGUAAUUACAGACUUAUAUAACGAAAUAACUAAACAGAAAGAACGUACAUAUAUGUCGCUAGGAAGUACUAUGGAGGACAUUAAAAACAACAGAAAGAAAAGGGGAUUAAUAAACAUAAUAGGUAACACCAUGCAUACGUUAUUUGGCAUAUGUGAUGACAAGUGCACUAAGAAAACACAAGAAGCUAUACAAAAAACGGAAGAAUCAGGAACUAAUAUAUUACACAUAAUGGCAGCUCAAACUACUGUAGUAAAAACAACAAUAAGAAGUAUUGGUAACACAAUAAAUCAAACCGAACAAUUAUACAAUAAUAUUACGGAAAAGGAACAAAAACUAAACGAAAAAAUGUCAAAAAUACAAAACAAAACAAAUGAUAUAUUAGACUUACUAAUGAAAAAUGAAAUACAUAAUUUAUAUACAAUAAUUAUUAAUCAAUAUUCCUACGAAACAGAAAUAUUGGGACAAAUAGUAACUGCCGCUAGAGAAGGUAUGAUACAUCCAAGUCUUAUGACACCGCAAGAAUUAGCAUCAACAUUAAAAGCAAUAGAACAAAACAUAAAGAAAAUAUACAGUAUUCCGAUGGGAACAAAGAGAUAUGAAAUAAAUGAAUUUCAAAAAAUUACAAAAAUAAGAAUCUACUAUUCAAACGACAGAUUAGUAUUCGAUAUAGUAAUACCACUAAUUAUUGACACUGAACUCACAUUAUACAGGUUAACACCAGUACCAAUGCGUCAUAACCAAGAUAAUUCUAGUGGAUGGUACAUGAUGGACAUUACUUAUAAUAAUAUUGCUGUAACCAAAGGCUAUAAAAAAUUUACUACAUACACAGAUCAACAAUUAAACGAAUGUAAAGAAACAUCAAUAUACAAAAUAUGUAAUACACCACAACCUAUACAGGACAACAAUGAACGCCAACCAUGCGAAGUACAAAACUUUUAUAAAGCUGACACGUAUGCUAAUCCUGAGUUAUGUACAGUAAAGAAAAUAAAUUUAAAAAGAAGCAUAUACCAAAAAUUAAAAAGAAAAAAUACAUGGAUUCACGCAGGAAAAGAGACUUUAACUGUAAGUUGCGCGAACUUAAUAGACUCAUUUAUAAUACAAACAAAUGAAGCAGGAGAAAUAGCUAUAAACGACAUUAGUUGUCAAGUAUUUGCACGAGACGCAGUAUUAACUGCCACGGAAGAAAUCCAAAUUACAAAAUAUAAAGACUUUACACCUGUAACUAACAUGAAUAAUAUUUUAGAAAAAAUACCCGAACAUAUACACAAAUUCGAAACAGAUGAAAAGUGGGAAAAGGGACUAGCUAUGCAAUUCACAGAUUUACACGAUGCAUCCAAAUCUUUAGACGAAGUACAACAAAUGAUUAACCAAGAACUUUCAAGAGAACAAAAUCAAAAGCAUCAAUUUGUACACAGUAAUUUACUAUAUGUAACAAUAAUACUGGCAGUAAUAUCUAUUAUACUAAUAAUAGCAAUCUACAUAAUGAUAAAAUGCAAGUACAUCAGGUCCACAGAAGUCAUGGAAUUUCCCGGCAGAAUAGUUAGAUAUAGGGCACCCAAUAGAAAUGACUACAUACGAAAUUAUGAAGAAACACCCUUUACUCCACCCCCUUCACCAAGAUAA